GUAAACAUUCUAGAUCUAUAGAGAAUUUCUAGAUCUACGGAACGCGCCUCGAAUCGGCUCGAUUUAGAGUCUAGAUCUAUUUCUAUGAUCAAUCUAGAUCUGAUCUAGACUGUAAAGUCUUGUAUUUAGUAUAGAUAUAUACUCUAGAAUAGUCUAGAUCUACUCGCGUACCUAGCGGCUAGUCCUAGAUCUAGACUAGAAAUAGAAAAAAAAAUAAUUCACGAGGUUGGUGACAAAAAAUAUAAAUUGUAGCCAUGUCGUACAUGUUACAGCACUUGCACAAUGGUUGGCAAGUAGAUCAAGCAAUCCUAUCUGAAGAAGACAGAGUGGUAGUAAUUCGUUUUGGUCACGAUUGGGACCCCACCUGUAUGGUGAUGGAUGAAACAUUAUAUAAAUGUGCAGACAAAAUGAAAAAUUUUGCUGUGGUCUAUUUGGUUGAUAUAACAGAGGUACCUGAUUUUAACAAGAUGUACGAGUUAUAUGACCCCUGUACAGUGAUGUUUUUCUAUCGUAACAAACACAUUAUGAUUGACUUGGGAACUGGUAACAACAACAAGAUCAACUGGUCCAUGGAGGAUGUGCAGGAAUUUAUAGACAUUGUCGAGACAGUUUACAGGGGAGCCAGGAAGGGGAGGGGUUUGGUAGUCUCUCCCAAAGACUAUUCCACCAAAUACAGAUAUUAACACAAGUGUUCAUUUAGAAUUGUAUUCCAAACAUGAUUUAUAUUUUUAUCUUCUGUUGGAAUACUGACAAUUAAAUGAAAGGAUUGAAAUACCUAAAUAUCUUUUUGCAGCAAAAGAUAUGUGUGUGUUUACUAAACAUGCUGAGGCCCCCAAAAAAAUGAAGAAAAACACCAGAGGAAUUGACAGAAAAAUGUUGCAGAGCUUCUGAGUACUGAAUUUAAGGCACUGUCCAGUCUUUUUAGUAAAUGUCUUAGUUUUUUUUUCUCAAUGAGCUUCAUCUCCACAAAAAGAAGAUAUGAAAGAACUUUUACAUUGUUUACAAAAAAUUGAUUUUUGUUGUAUGAAGUGAAUAUUCAUCGGCAGUAAAAUAAAUUUAAAAUUGAUGGAAAAAUAUUGCUCUUUUUUUAAAAAAUUAAACUUUAAGAUUGUUAAAUGUUAAUUUAGCGAAACUGAUGUGUUAGAUGUGUAGACAGUUAAAUUGAUGUGGUAGAUGUUGAGACAGUUAAACUGAUGUGGUAGAUGUUAAGACAGUUAAACUGGUGUUGUAGAUGUUAAGACAGUUAAACUGAUGUGGUAGAUGUUAAGACAGUUAAACUGGUGUUGUAGAUGUUAAGACAGUUAAACUGAUGUGGUAGAUGUUAAGACAGUUAAACUAUAUAUAUUUAUAUAUAGAUCUAUCAUGACUAACAUGAAUUGGUAAACAAGUACAAUACAAUGUCUACUUGAGAUACAUUAAUAACUAUGUUCAUCUGUUCAUAAUCUGAGUUACUAAAAGGGAAGUGUGUGACUAAAUGAUAUAAUGUCUUACUGUAUUAAAGGUUGACUCCUUUUAAAGCCUAAA
This is a messenger RNA of Biomphalaria glabrata, 1524 nucleotides long. Its product is annotated as thioredoxin-like protein 4A. The transcript is spliced from 3 exons. The record is from RefSeq and is a predicted model, not a curated record. Gene Ontology annotation, biological process: mRNA splicing, via spliceosome. Bases 255 to 683 code for a protein of 142 amino acids. Gene Ontology annotation, cellular component: spliceosomal complex; U5 snRNP; U4/U6 x U5 tri-snRNP complex. NCBI's taxonomy places the organism in Eukaryota, Metazoa, Mollusca, Gastropoda, Planorbidae.